GGAAUGUUACUGGGAAGAUUUGAAGGGAAUGUUUCCCAGAUAUGUGAGCAGGGCGAGAUCUGUAAGAGUCAACAUAGCCCAGAUAGGUGGCUGGGAAACCAUCCAGAGAAGGGACAAGGUAAAUUCCGUCACAGGAGCAGAGAGGUGAAAAGAAACAUAGAAACCAUUCAACAGAAAAUCCUCUAUGAACAAACACCCUCCAUGUAUAAUGACUGUGCCACUCUUACUGAACACCAGAGAAUCUACACAAGGGAGAAAUGCUUCAGCUGCUCUGAGUGUGGGAAAGGUUUUGGUAGAAGCUCACACCUUUCUAGACAUAAGAGAACCCAUACAAGAGAGAAACCAUUCAACUGCUCUGAUUGUGGGAAGAGCUUCAGUAGACGCGCGCAUCUUGUUACUCAUAAGAGAGUCCACACAGGGGAGAAACCCUUUUAUUGCUCUGACUGUGGGAAAAGUUUUAGUAGGCGCUCACAUCUUUGUAGACAUCAAAGAACCCACACAACAGAGUCAUGUUUCAACUCCUCUGGCUGUGGGAAAGACUUCAGUGAGAGAUCAGACCUUGUUAGACUGAAGAGAAUCCACACAGGGGAGAAACCCUUCAACUGCCCUGACUGUGGGAAAAGCUUCAGUAGGAGCUCAUAUCUUGUUACACAUAAGAGAACCCAUACAGGUGAGAAACCCUUCAGUUGCUCUGAUUGUGGGAAAAGCUUCAGUGAAAGAUCAGUCCUUGUUAGACACAGGAGAAUCCACACAGGGGAGAAACCCUUCAGCUGCUCUGAGUGUGGGAAGAGCUUUCGUGGGCACUCACAUCUUGUUAUACAUAAGAGAAUCCACACAAGAGAGAAACCUUUCAACUGCUCUGACUGUGGAAAGAGCUUCAGUAGGCACACAAAUCUUGUUACACAUAAGAGAGUCCACACAGGGGAGAAACCCUUUUUUUGUUCUGACUGUGGGAAAAAUUUUAGUAGGAGCUCACAUCUUUGUAGGCAUCAGAGAACCCACAUGACAGAGCCAUAUUUCAACUCUGACUAUAGGAAAUGCUUCAGUGAGAGAUCAGAGCUGCUCUGACUGUGGCAAAAGCUUCAGUUUGAAAUCACAUCUUAAUAUACAUCGGACAAUGCACACAGGAAAGAAAACUUUCAACUGAUUUUAGGAAGAGCUUCUGAUUUUAGGAAGAGCUUCAGUAGUUGCUCAAAUCUUGUUACACAUAAGAGAAUCCAUACAGAGGCGAAACCCUUUGAUUGUUCUGACUGUGGGAAAAGCUUUGGGGAGAGAUCAGGCCUUGUUAAACAUUAAAGAAUUCAGAGGGGAAAACACCAUGACUGUGGGAAAACCUUGAUUUACCACUCAAAUUUCAACAAUCAUAUAUAUAGUAGCCCAAUGUCUGUGACUCUGUAACACUGAAAUGCUUCUUGUUCCCUCUGGGUGGCGCUGUUGCUUCCCUGGCUGUUCCUU
Pelodiscus sinensis (Chinese soft-shelled turtle) is the source of this 1455-nucleotide messenger RNA. NCBI's taxonomy places the organism in Eukaryota, Metazoa, Chordata, Testudines, Trionychidae. The record is from RefSeq and is a predicted model, not a curated record.